This is a messenger RNA of Loa loa (African eye worm), 417 nucleotides long. RefSeq lists its product as hypothetical. Lineage: Eukaryota; Metazoa; Nematoda; Chromadorea; Rhabditida; Onchocercidae. The record is from RefSeq and is a predicted model, not a curated record. Bases 1 to 417 code for a protein of 138 amino acids. The transcript is spliced from 2 exons.
AUGACUCCAUUGGGAGACGGGGGAGGGUUAGAUGAACCACCUUCUUUCUUUCUCCAUACCUUAACCAUUAUCACGGUGAAGCAAAAUGGGAUAUAUGGGGGAGAAGGGCGGGGGAUACGUGUGUUCAACAAAUUCUCUCACUGCAAUGAUGACAAUAACGAUGACGAUGACGAUGGCACCCCUACUCGAUCCCCUCCACAUCACUCUACACCUCGAUCGGCAGCACCGGUCAUGUCGCAGCACUACUAUCUUUACCGACCGGCUCUGCAGGGCAUGGGAAUGCAUGCAUCUUCCGCGCUCCAUUAUAGGAAACAGAUGGAUGUAGCGGUAUUCCCUUGUCUUAAUUGCUUACUCGAUUACACUCCAAAUAGCUGGAAAAGAGCUUGUCUUCGGUAUGGGUCAUGGGCUAUCAAUUAA